AUGGUCAGCCCCAUCCAGCGAGAAAGCAGCACCCAGCUGCCUGUCUCUCAUGCCCCGUCGCCCCAGCCGCAGCUGCAGCCGCAGCCCUUUCGCAAGCAGCCCUCCAGGAUCGUCCGCUGGCGUCGCAAAUGCUACCUCUCGCUGCUGUCAACAUGCAUCCUCGUGAACGGCAUUCUGUCGCCCGCAAUGACCGGCUUAAUCUCGCACAUCCUCGCUGUCACGCAUGACCAGGUCCCCAAGUACGGCGGCGACUUCAAGCGCGGCAGUUCCUACCUGGUAGCCGCCUCCGGUGCUGUUGGUGUGUUUGACGCGUGCGUGCUGUUUGUCAUGUCCCUUAUCGGUGAUGAUAUGCCUUUGAGAUGGAACUGGUCCGGCAAGGAGAAGCACCGCGAGUGGAAGCUCCCCGUUCAUCGCAUUGCUACCUUGGUCGCCCUGGCCGCCGUGUUGCGCGGAGCCGCUGCCGCUGCCUAUUCCAACUACGACUACUGGGAAUCAGACCAGGGCAUCGAGCAGAAUCUGGAAAACAAUGGCACCUACUACACCCCCGAGACCUGGAUCUGCACAGGUGCUGUCAACCAAACCAUUAUCGAAGGCGAACACCCCGAAUACAAGUGGAUGUGCCGCGAAGCACAGGGAGCCCGCUAUCUGUCCAUCUUGGUCACCAUAGUCGCUGGAAUCACGCUGCUCUUGGUCCUGUGGAGAUGGCGGCGCCGGAACCUCGACAGGCAAUACGAGCCCGUGGCCAACAGCCGGAGGGCAAGCGACGUCAUCCCCUUCGGCGCAGUUGACAGUGGUCGGAGAAGCGAACAGGGCUCGCAACAUUACCACAGCGUGGAAAUCGGUGGAACUCUGACGAAGAAGCAAAAUGAGGCUCUAAAUUCUCAGCUGCAAGGCUUCCAAACCAUGACGAGGCUUCGUGACACAACGGCCGAGCCAAGAGUUUCUCCCGGCGUGUGCGAACGCAGGAACAGGGCAAGGACCCGGAGGAAUGCGGUCGAGACCGCCUUGCCGCCUGGCGGCCUCCAGCGUCGGUGGCACGAGGAAACAUGGCUGUUCAAGCAACACAAGACAGAGGCCAAAGCCUAA
Messenger RNA from Lasiodiplodia theobromae, 1086 nucleotides. Its product is annotated as Phenol 2-monooxygenase. NCBI's taxonomy places the organism in Eukaryota, Fungi, Ascomycota, Dothideomycetes, Botryosphaeriales, Botryosphaeriaceae. The record is from RefSeq and is a predicted model, not a curated record. The coding region runs from base 1 to 1086 and encodes 361 amino acids. The transcript is spliced from 4 exons.